Messenger RNA from Quercus lobata, 2602 nucleotides. Its product is annotated as TMV resistance protein N-like. The transcript has 7 exons. NCBI's taxonomy places the organism in Eukaryota, Viridiplantae, Streptophyta, Magnoliopsida, Fagales, Fagaceae. The coding region runs from base 23 to 2503 and encodes 826 amino acids. The record is from RefSeq and is a predicted model, not a curated record. Gene Ontology annotation, biological process: signal transduction; defense response. Gene Ontology annotation, molecular function: ADP binding.
CGUUUUCCUUAAUUUCAAAGGCAUGGACACACACAAUAAUUUUACAUAUCAUCUAUAUGCUGCUUUGCAACGCUCAGGUAUUUUCACCUUUAGAGAUAAUGAAAGGCUUGAGAGUGGAAAAUCUAUUUCACCAGAGCUCUUGAAAGCAAUAGAAGAAUCGAGAAUUUCUAUUGUUAUACUCUCAAAAAACUAUGCAUCUUCGACAUGGUGCUUAGAUGAACUUGCAAAGAUUAUUCAACGUAUGAAAGUGAUGGGAAUGAUAGUUUUACCUAUAUUUUAUAAUGUGGAUCCAUCUGAUGUACACAAACAGAUUGGAACUUUUGCACAAGCCUUUGCUGAGCAUGAAGAACGUUUGAAGGACAACAUGGAAAAGGUGCAAACUUGGAGGGCUACUUUGAGUGAAGUGGCCAAUCUCUCUGGAUGGCAUUCACAAGAUAGGCCUGAGGCAGAAGUUAUUGAAGACGUUGUAAAAGUGAUACUAAAUAAACUAAGUUAUACACUUUUCAUAGAUACCAAAGAACAAGUAGGAAUGACUUCCAGAGUUGAGAAAAUAAUGUCACAUUUAGCUAUAGAGUCAAAUGGUGUUCGCCUUAUAGGAAUUAAGGGGAUAGGAGGAAUGGGUAAAACAGCUCUAGCAAGAAUUGUUUACAAAAUGAUUUCCAAUCAAUUUGAAGAAUGUAGUUUUAUUUCUAAUGUUAGGGAAGUUUAUGAAAAAUAUGGCAUACUUCAGUUAAAACAAACACUUUUGAAUGAUCUUUUGAUUCUUAGAGACAUAAAAGUAAAAGAUGUUAAUGAUGGAGUUUUCAUGAUCAAGAAUAGGUUACGUCACGAAAAGAUUCUUCUUGUUCUUGAUGAUGAAAAUGAAUUAGACCAGUUGAAUAAAUUAGUUGCAAAGCAUGAUUGUUCGAAAUACAUAAAAUCGAAGUCUUUAGAACCUAACAUAGAUGAUAUAUAUAAGGCUGAAGGAUUGAGUAAUGAGGAAGCUCUUUAUCUUUUUAAUUCGAAAGCUUUUGAUGAAGAGCAUCCACCUGAAGAUUAUCUAGAGCUGUGCCAAGCAUUUAUUAAUUAUGCUAAUGGUCUUCCUUUAGCCAUUGAGGGAACAGAAGCAAUUCAAGGCAUAGUCUUAACUUUACCCAAGCUGAAACAAGCACAUUGGGAUCCUAGUUCCUUUUCAAAGAUGCAUCGUCUAAAAUUCCUCAUAAUUGAAAAUUGUCACCUCAUGUAUGAUCCCAAACAUCUUCCUAAUGACUUAAGAUUUCUUGAUUGUGGUGGGUACACUUCAAAAUCUUUGCCAGCAAGUUUCCAACCAAAUGAGUUAAUUGAACUUCACAUGUGCUACAACAACAUUGAAAGACUUUGGAAAGGGACAAAGUCUUGUGAGAUGUUGAAAUUCAUUGAAUUGAAGGGGUCUCUAACAUUGUUUGAAACCCCUGACUUCAUCGAAAUCUCAAGUCUUGAGAAAUUGGUCCUUGAAGAUUGUACAAAUUUACGUGAGAUACAUCCAUCAAUUGGAGUUCACAAAAAGCUUACUCUUCUUAAUCUAAAAGGAUGCAAAAAUCUCAAAAGUCUUCCAAGAAAAUUUGAGAUAGAGUCUCUGGAGAUCCUUAUUCUUUCUAAUUGCUUAAAAAUAAAAACAAUUGCAAAAUUUGGGGAGAAUAUGGGACGUGUGACAAAGCUUUACUUGGAUGGCACAGCUAUUACAAAACUACCCACAUCAGUUGGGAAUUUGAGUGGCCUUGAUUCAUUGAAUGUAUGGGAUUGCAAAAAUCUUAUGUCUCUUCCAAGCACAUUUUUUAAUAUGAUGUGGCUUAAAGAUCUCAAUCUUUCCGGCUACUCAAAACUAGAAGAGAACUUGGGGAGAGGAGAAAGUGUUAAAGGACUCUGUCUUACGUAUGAAGAUGAUAUAUAUACAAUGCUUUUUCCUGGAAGUGAAAUUCUGGAGUGGUUUAGCCAUCAAUGUAUGGGGCAUGAAGUGAAUAUAAUGGAACCAUUUUCUCAUUUGUGUAAUGAUGGGAUUGGGAUUGCUUUUUGCAUUGUAUUUUGUACUCUUCCAAGUCACCCAAUUCAAUAUUAUUCUCCAAUUUCAUGCGAGUUGAAAAUCAAUGGAAAAUAUUUUAAUUAUGUUUCUGGUGAAUUGGUUGCUUUAUCAAAUCAUAUUAUGCUACUUUAUUUUCUUCCUCAAUUAUGGGAAUGUGAUGCAAAUGGAUUCUGUGAGAUUGGAAUUAAAAUUGAAGACACACCUACAAGCUUGGUGAAGAAAUGCGGGUUGCGUGUGGUAUACAAGAAAGACAUUGAAGAUCUCAACAGUGCUAUGGCUCAUUGUAGCAACAAUGGCAUCAUUCCUUAUAAGGGCUUCGAUGUUCCCCAUCAUAAUUUCAACAAUUCAGCAGUGGUAGUGGAAGUUAACAAAAAUGAUUGUGAGGAGUCAAGUCAGUACAAGGAAUGUGGUGAAACGCUAAGCAAUUGGCAGGAAUUACAUGUAACUAACAAUUCAAAAACAUAGAAAAGCCUAGACAGCAGCAGGAUAAGCCAGUCCACACCGUUGGAUGAGAGCUGUAAGGGUAAGAGAAGGAAAGGGGAUUCGAUUUCGUUUCUUGUAAAA